AUGGCAGGAGGAGGUUUGGGGGGUCAAAGUGAUGGGAGAAACUAUGAAGGUGGUGUCACUGCUUUUGUGGUCAUCGCUUGUUUGGUGGCAGCCAUGGGGGGCCUCAUGUUUGGGUAUGAUAUUGGUAUAUCAGGAGGGGUAACAUCAAUGGAUUCAUUUCUGAAAACGUUUUUCCCCAGAGUGUACAAUAAAGAGAAUGGAAAUCACAAGGAUAAUAUGUACUGCAAAUUUGAUGAUCAUGUGCUAACAUUGUUCACAUCUUCACUCUAUCUCGCGGCCUUGAUAUCUUCCUUCAUUGCUUCUGCAAUAACCAGGAGGUUUGGCCGAAAGAUGUCUAUGCUGUUUGGAGGCUUGGUUUUUCUCGGAGGAGCUAUAAUAAAUGGUGCUGCUAUCAAUGUUGCAAUGCUUAUUAUUGGUCGUUUGAUGCUUGGUGUGGGUGUUGGAUUUGCUAAUCAGUCUGUUCCGGUUUAUCUAUCUGAAAUGGCACCGGAAAAAUUUAGAGGAGCACUCAAUAUUGGAUUUCAAAUGGCAAUCACAAUCGGUGUUUUGGCUGCCAAUCUCAUCAAUUAUUUAACUUCCAAGAUAGAAGCCGGAUGGGGAUGGAGAGUUUCCUUAGGCCUUGCAGCAGCCCCGGCAAUUUUUUUUACUAUUGGAUCUCUCUUUCUGCCUGAUACCCCCAAUUCCAUUCUUGAGAGAGGCAACUACGAGAAGGCGAAGAAAAUGUUGCGAAAAAUUCGAGGCUCGAAUAACGUCGACAAGGAGUUUCAAGAUCUUGUUGAUGCUAGUGAGGCUGCAAAGAAAAUUGAACACCCAUGGAAGAACUUCGCCCACCCAAAACAUAGACCUCAACUUACCAUUUGCACCUUCAUUCCUUUCUUCCAACAACUUACAGGAAUUAAUGUAAUCAUGUUUUAUGCACCUGUUCUCUUUAAGACUCUAGGUUUUGGUGAUGGUGCCUCACUUGUUUCUGCUGUCAUUACGGGCGUAGUCAAUGUUGUGGCCACUGCUGUUUCCGUUUAUUCAGUUGAUAAGGUAGGAAGGAAGGCCUUGUUUCUUGAAGGUGGCUUGCAAAUGAUUAUAUGUCAGGUUAUUAUUGCAAUCAUGAUAGGGCGUGCUUUUGGGACACAAGGAGUGGGAGAAAUGUCUAAAAGUUUAUCCUCCUUCGUGCUAUUUUUGAUAUGUGCAUAUGUAGCAGCUUUCGCAUGGUCUUGGGGUCCAUUGGGAUGGCUAGUGCCUAGUGAAAUUUGCCCUCUGGAGAUCCGGUCAGCAGGACAAGCGACCAAUGUCUCGGUUAACAUGUUCUUCACCUUUGUGAUUGGCCAAUUCUUCCUUUCUAUGCUUUGUCAUUUGAAGUUUGGUCUCUUCUUAUUCUUUGCCGGAUUUGUUGUUCUCAUGACUAUUUUUGUAUGCUCUUUUGUGCCUGAGACCAAGAAUAUCCCAAUUGAAGAAAUGAAUCAAGUGUGGGAAAAACAUUGGUUAUGGCGCAAGUAUGUCUCAAUUGAUAACAUUACUAGCAGGAAGAGCAGCAUACCCUAG
Messenger RNA from Dovyalis caffra, 1536 nucleotides. The record is from the annotation of a GenBank genome assembly. NCBI's taxonomy places the organism in Eukaryota, Viridiplantae, Streptophyta, Magnoliopsida, Malpighiales, Salicaceae.